AUGGGCAGCCGGUCCCGCAGCCCCAGCGCUUCCCCUGCGGACCGGUGGGGACCGCAUCCCGGAGGACCGGGCCCUGCCAAGCGCCGGCGAACGGAGGAGCCCGCGGGCCCCGAGUCCAAGUCCAGGGCGGCGCCCAGCCUGGACAACCUGACCUGGCCCCCGACCGUGGACACGCUCAUCUUCGUGGUGGUCCUGCCCGCCGGCUGUGCCCUGCACGUGCCCCUGGACGACGUCGACCUGCUGCUGGAGCCCGAGCCAAUGUCCGUGCUGCAAGUGUCUCUCGGAGAUCACAUCCUCAUGCUGGUCCCUGAGGCCCUCCUGGGCCCGGGCGUGGAAGGCCCGUGGGGACAGGGCCUGGGACGGGGCGCUUUCCGGAGCCCUCCCGGGGAGUACAUGGUUCCGGAGCCGGGAUUCUUGUGCGCAGCUGUCCCAGAGAUCUCCUGCCAAGAAGAGGUCAACGAGGAGGAUGCGGAUGCUGACGCCGACUUCCUGCCGGCUGGGACAGAUGCUGCUGCAGUCUCAGUCGCUGGGCUCCGCCCCUCGGCUGGAUGCAUGUCUGGCUUCCACCUGUUGGGCCAAGCCUCAGAGCCGUCCCCUCGGGCCCCCAACACUAGUCCAGAGAGACGCUCUCCUCACCACGACGACAUCCUGGACUUGCACCUUCCAGAGCCCUUCCCUGACUCACCACUCCAACCUCUACCUCCCUCUCCAAGUCCAGGUCCUCACCAGCGUCCCCAGCGCCCUCAUGGUCCUCCACGCAAGAUCCGGAAAUGCCUGUUCCCUUAA
Molecule: messenger RNA, 786 nt
Organism: Delphinapterus leucas (beluga whale)
Lineage: Eukaryota; Metazoa; Chordata; Mammalia; Artiodactyla; Monodontidae
Source: RefSeq, a predicted model, not a curated record